Tetrahymena thermophila SB210 is the source of this 318-nucleotide messenger RNA. RefSeq lists its product as hypothetical. The transcript has a single exon. NCBI's taxonomy places the organism in Eukaryota, Ciliophora, Oligohymenophorea, Hymenostomatida, Tetrahymenidae. The record is from RefSeq and is a predicted model, not a curated record.
AUGGAUCUAACAAGAUCGUACAGGGAAAGUCUAAACUCAUCUCUACAGAUACGGGUCACACAAAAUAUUUUUUUCAAUCAAUUUACCUAUGUACAAAUAAAUUUGCACUUAAUUUCUCUUAUAGAUUUUUAGUUGAAGUCCUUCUAAAUAUUAUUAAGAAAAUCAAACCUUUUCAAAAUUAAUUCAUUCUAAAUAAGGAAUAAAGGAAAAAAGCAAAUAACAUAUUAUAAAAUUUAUUAAAGUGCAUCACACAGAAAAUAUAAUCUUUAUUAUAAAAGUUUAAUAUUAAAUAAUUACUUUGUUAAUUAACUUAAAUGA